UUAUGAAUAUAUGCCGAAUGGGAACUUGACCGAUAUGUCGAAGAGUAACAAGAAAAGCUUGUUGGAUUGGCCAACAAGGUACAAGAUUGCAAUUGAUGCUGCUGAGGGGCUUUCUUAUAUGCAUCAUGGUAUUGUGCCAUCCAUUGUUCAUCGGGAUGUAAAAUCGAGCAACAUAUUGCUCGACAGCGAGUUUGGAGCAAAAGUGGCUGAUUUUGGAGUUGCCAAAAUUGUUAAUGGAACUAGCCAAGGGGCAGAGUCCAUGUCUGUAAUUGCAGGCUCUUAUGGUUACAUCGCACCAGAAUAUGCAUAUACUCUUCGGUUGAACGAAAAGAGUGAUAUUUACAGCUUUGGUGUUGUCAUUUUGGAGUUAGUAACCGAAAGACCUCCUAAUCAUGCAGAUUAUGGGAAAAAUGAUCUGGUAAAAUGGGUCUCAUCCUUGUUGGAACAGAAAGGAAUGGAUCAUGUGAUUGAUCCUGCCCUUGAUUCAACAUACAGGGAGGAAAUCAGCAAGGUACUUAGUGUGAGGUUUCUCUGCACAAACGUUCUCCCUAUAAACCGCUCUGCAAUGUGGUGGGUGGUGAAAAUGCUUCGGGAAGCAGCAACGGUUCCCAGAUCCCGAAGCGUGAGGGAGGUAACACACUCCCCUUAUUUUUCUUAUCGUGAAAGAAGCAUAGUUCGAGAACUUGUAAAUAUUUUGCAUAGCUCCAUCGGAUGGAACCCUCCUAUGAAUGUCCCUACUCCCUACUCACUGUAGUCGCACAUCGACAGAUAAAAGAAAAGCAUAGUCAUUAUAACCUUCUCCCCGUGUCUCUUUGUUCGCCGAGUUGUGUAACGCCAGCUUGUGACCCAAGUGGGGGCAAUUAAGGUGAUGGAACAAGUGCUCUGGCCUGCUAGGUUGGGUUUGCAAGGGCUAAUUGUCGGCCUGCCCACUCCAAGUUGAGAGUUGGGCCCGGUAGUCUGGGCGAAGGCCCAAGGCCCCUCGGCCCCUAGAAUGGAGGGUAAUGCGCGAGGCUGGCUUAACAGAGCAGCGACCACUUCCUGCUCCCAACAGUGGAGGGAUCACAGGCCACUGUUCUUCUGGCCCAAUAUAGCCUGGUAGGCCUAGCAUCCUGGACCAUCAUUUU
Arachis duranensis is the source of this 1124-nucleotide messenger RNA. Its product is annotated as receptor-like protein kinase HSL1. The transcript has 2 exons. Gene Ontology annotation, molecular function: ATP binding; protein kinase activity. The record is from RefSeq and is a predicted model, not a curated record. Lineage: Eukaryota; Viridiplantae; Streptophyta; Magnoliopsida; Fabales; Fabaceae. The coding region runs from base 11 to 754 and encodes 247 amino acids. Gene Ontology annotation, biological process: protein phosphorylation.